Messenger RNA from Acanthoscelides obtectus, 5160 nucleotides. The record is from the annotation of a GenBank genome assembly. NCBI's taxonomy places the organism in Eukaryota, Metazoa, Arthropoda, Insecta, Coleoptera, Chrysomelidae.
CUAGAAACUCGUUAGAAAUAAUUGCCAAAUUACGUUAAGUGCGAUAAGUUAAAACUUCAACAAUAAAAAGUUCUGUGUCAUCAUAGAUUCCAUGUUAGAAAAGGAACCUACGCUUUUGUUAUAACGAAAUGAAGGUGUGCACAAUAAUUAUCUGUCUGUGCACAAUUGUGGAAAGUGUUAAUAUCUUAGGAAUCUUCCAUCUACCUUCAUAUAGCCACCAUACAGUGUUUCAAGCUAUAUACAAAGCGCUUUCGAAGCAUCACAAAGUAACUGUUGUAACACCAUUUUCUCUAAACGAUCCAGCAUUGGUCAAUUUAACUGAAAUAAACAUCAGUGAUGGCGCGUCUAGAGUGUUUAAAGGGAUAGAGUCCCUAUUUCUCGUGGAAAGAGAUAUUCCGAGCCACGUGAAGUUACGCAAAGCUUUUGAGUUGUCUUACAAAUUAUCGGAAGUAGUGUUGAAUGAGAGAAGGUUUAUUGAUAUCUACAAUGCCUCAACAUCGGAGAUCGAUCUAGUGAUCGUGCAAGAAUUUUUUUCACCUGUUCUCUAUCCCGUGGCUGCAAAAUUAGGAGCACCACUUGUAGGAGUCUCCUCGAUGGGUGUUGGGACAUUGAGGCACCUAGCGAUGGGUAACCCAAAUCCGUUAGCUACAUACUCGGACAUUCUUUUCCCGCAUGGUCGCCGGAUGAAGCUGUUCCAGAAGAUAAAGAACGUUUUGUAUUACAUGUGGAGCAGAUACUAUCUGAACUUUGAGGCUCUGCCAAAGUGUGACCAAAUAGCGAGGAAGUACCUGGGCAACGAUCUACCUUACAUUCAAGACAUAGAAAAGAACAUGAGCUUGCUACUCCUGACGACGAAUCCCAUUCUAUAUGAACCAAGACCGAAUGUUCCGACAGUCAUCAGCAUGGAACAGAUGCAUAUAAAACCAGUCAAACCAUUGCCAAAGGACCUGAAGCAGUUCCUAGAUAGCGCAAAGGAAGGUGCAGUCUACUUUAGUCUUGGAUCCAACGUAAAAAGUAUCAAUAUUCCGGAAAAAUUGAGGAAACUGCUAAUAGAGGCUUUCGCUGAAUUACCAUACAAAGUAUUGUGGAAGUUCGAAGAUGACAAUUUACCAGGAAAGCCAAAGAAUGUGUUUAUUGGGAAAUGGAUACCACAACAAGACGUACUAGCCCAUCCCAAUGUAAAGGUGUUUGUCACCCAAUGCGGACUGCAGUCAAUAGAAGAGGCAAUAUCAAGAGGUGUCCCAAUGGUGGGAAUGCCCUUUAUAGCAGAUCAGACAAGAAAUAUAAGACGAUUAAGUGAAGAAGGAGCCGCCAUCGGACUUGACCAUACUACCGUAACCAAAGAAGAGUUCAAAAAUGCUAUUAUCGAGGUCAUCAGCAACCCAAAAUACAAAGAAAAUGUUAAGAGGCUGGCAGAUAUAUGGGUGGACCAUCCGUUACCGUCCCUUAACAGAACGAUAUGGUGGAUAGAGUACGUGAUCCGUCACAAGGGAACAAAGCACCUGAGAAGUCCCACUGCUGAUGUUUCGUGGUUCGAAUACUUACUUGUAGAUGUUAUACUAGUAUUAUUGUUGGCUAUAAGCUUAGUUAUAUUUGUAUUGUAUAAAACAGUUAAGUUUAUUUUGACAAGGAUUUGUGGUGGUGCGAAAAUUAAACAAAAUUAAUGAAUUUUAGUGUGAUAAGCCGAGAUGUUUUCUAUAUACUGAGAAUCUAAUAGUCGCUAUUAUACAGGGUGACGCGAAACGAACGUUAUUUUUUUAUACCAGAGCAGCCGCGUAGGCAGGCCUAAUCACCAGAGCACGGCGGCUGCUCUUAGGAGCUUAAAGAAACUUUGCUCAUUCGAUUUUUGAACUGCCUAAGGUUAGUGUAACUGGGAAAAGCCUCCUCAGGUAAAUUAUUUCACAAUCUCGAUACCUUAGGGACACAGGAGCGGUCGUAUCGUCCAGUUCCGGAUGUACGAAGUUCGACACAUUAGGAUAGGGUCUGUCAGGCAGGCACAUCGCGCGGCGGCAUCAUGGAGGAGAGUUCUGAGGAGCCCGUCGGUGAGAAGGGAUCCCGAGACUGUUCGUUAGAGCCGUCGAUCAGUCGGACGGCUCUCCUCUGAUCAGCAUCGGUCAUGGAUAAUGUAGUUGAGGCGGCAGCACCCCAAACAUGUGAGCAGUACUUGAGACUAGGUCUUAUCUGUGCCCUGACAAGAUACUCCAAUUUAUGCACCUCUCCAUCACUUUACUUAUAACGUAAAGCAGAGUUGUAAGGGUCUGUCUUAGACCCUUAUUCUUUGAUGGGCUGGAUAUGAGCGAGUUUUCAGAGAAGGUGCCGGAUUCGUGAAAUGUCGGAAAGAGGAGCCGCUGCACCUCGCUUUAGUUCAACGGCAGUAAUCAAGCCCGGACCAAAAGCUUUAUUGAUGUCGUUAUGGUUUGAAUUAUUUGCAACACGUCCAUUUUUUCAAAAUUUAGUUUUCUUUUUUUAGACUUACGAACUUUGAUGGAAAAUGAUACACCAUGGAGCAAGAAUCAAAACGAUCAUAUUUUGUUUUUACCGGGGAUGUUUUACAUCAGCGCGCAUAAAAAAGCUACCUCAUCCCCAGUAGCAAACGACAAUUUUAAACCUUCGCAGUGCUCGAAGAUGUUGGUCAGUAUUGGCGAGAGUUUUUGUGAAAAUUAGUAAGAAAGUUCAGUAUGAAAGUAAAUCCAUUUAGAGUGAAAUCUUUGGAAACCCAAAUUUCAACGGGAUAAGACUGAUGCUCUGUUGAAGCGAUUUUUCGGUGGCAAGCAUAAUUAAAAAAGCACAAGCCCACAUACUUUUUUAUAUUUUUGCUUAGCGGUCAAACGGUUGGAAGAAUCUCAACGUUCAUUUUACGCCACAUCUCCUGGAAAGGAUGCGGUUCUCACAAACUAAUGUAAUUUGACUAAUUUUGUAAAGCUCGGCAAUACAUCUACAUCGGCACUCAUAAUGAUGCCAAGUUAUACCUAUCAAGAUUUACCAAAUUUAUAUUAUUUGAUGAGUGCACCAAUUGAAAGUUAAUCUUCGAAAAACUGUUCACAAUGUGCGGUGCCAAUUCAUGAAAUUAGUAUAAUAGUUCUCAUACAUGAACUCUGCAGUUGUUAAAUGUUCAUUGUACUCGUAGUGUAUCUUAGAUACUAAUGCGUAAAUUUGAUAUUAUUUGUUAUUGCUUGGAGCAAGUAAACAAGAAGUUAUAUUUAUGUUGCUUAUUUGAUGAAACGAUGAACGAAAUUCUACUGUCUUUUCCUUGCAUUUCAUUAAAAUUGCUAUGGUAUGCUUUGUCUACGAAUGCCUAUUUCAUUUCAUAAUAUACAGGUCGUAUAUGCUGUCAUCUACUAAGGACCGUAUCGUCAGUUGUUCCUACAAUUGUAGCACGCCUCUAUGGCUUCCUUAAUUUUCAUAGUUUUCUAGUGUUCGGUGUUAACGUUCUAUUUUAAGGUUAUGUCACAAAUAUCUAUUUGCAUCAAAUUGUUCAUGCUUUUGUUUUAUAUUAUCCGUUUUAUUAACAUGAAAUUUGGUGCAAUUCAAAAAGAAAACAUUCCUUCAUAAUAUCUGCUCACACGGAACAAUGGAAAUCUAGAAAUACCCCAACCUUUCUGAAUUAUAGAAAAUACUAUGAAAAUCAAGAAGGCCAUAAAAGCGUCCCACAGUUGUAGGACGUCUUUAUGACGUCCUAGAUUUCUACUGUUCUACUGUGGUAAGGUUAUGUUGUCUUUUUGAAUCCGAUGAAAUAUCGAUACGUAUUUGCCAAAGUAACGUAAGUCACCAAAGACGAUUUCGGAGAAAAAACGGUUUUUAAUUUAACCUGGUUAAACUUUUUUAAAUUGUGCAAAAUUUUCCAGGGUGUUUCUCUGAGGUCUACAUUUAAUUAAGAAAAAUGAUUUUUGAAGGUUUUCUACAGUUUUAGUGGUUAAUUGAUACCUACGUUAAUUUACGGGUUCAGAAAUCUCGAAGUCUUGAUCAAAAAUGUAACGUAAGUACACAGAUACGUCAGUUUGGCGGCAAAUUGUAGCACUUACAGUAUUUUGGGAAUGAUUAAAAAGUAUCAUUUAUUAUUAAAAAACACACAAAAUAACGUUACAAAAGAAAAUAUAAAAUUCUUACUAGUAAAAAAUAUAUAUUUUUUUAAGUUGUGGAGCUUUCAUCUUCAUGUCAUCCUCUGCAUCAGUUUCUGCUAACUCAUCUGGAAGAGAAGACUUACAUUAUAUUUUAAAGAAUUCAUCGUGAAGCCUGGCAGGUAUGACAUUGUUUUUGCAAAGUUUUUCCAAAUCCCUUUUAUUCAUUUCGGAUAUUGGAAUCAGUUGUUUAUUAAUUUUUUCAGGUUCAGAAACUGCCUUUUCUUGCCGCUCUCGACCUUAAACAAAGAAAUAUUUCAGGAUAACUUGCAAAUAUGUAUUCAUUUUAUAUAUUUGUAGUUCAUUAACAGUUUUCUGUAUUUAACAAAGUCUUAAUAACACGGGAAUUCCCUAUACAGGGUGUCACUAAAUUAGUAUUCAAAACUUCAACCAUAAACAGAACAUUAAAAAAUAUGUAGAUGAAAAAUUUGCGAUAAACAUGGGUCCGGAAAUGUUUCAUUUCCGAGAUACAUUGUGUUGAAAAUACGUUAAAAAAUCAGUUUUUUUCUUAUAAUUCAGACAAAAUGUUUUCGAAAAUUUUUAAACCUUGUCGUUUCUCUUAUUUCGGUGGUACCCAUUAUGAGAAGAAAAAAAUCUUAAUUAUCUAACCAGUGGCGUAGUUACUUAAUACGUUGAAAAGUAAAAUAGCCUAAUUCUCGCGCCAAUGCAUUUUUUUAUAAUUUCAAAAAUUCAUUAUUAUUGCUCACUUUAUUUAGAAAAAAAAAGUACUGUUUCAAACUUUUGGAAAAUUCUACCGUUUUUUUGUUUAAAAAAAAACAAAAACCAUAUUAGUACUAAGUAAUAUUGAAUGAAAAAUAUGAUUUGUCUUAACUACAAGUUUUUGUCUAAAAAAAUAGUAGGAUAUGCUGAUUGUCGAUUGCUAAUGGCAUUAAAAAUAUUGACAGAAAAAAAAAUUCGAAAAUACUUAUCUGAAUUAAAAGAAAAAAAUUGAUUAUUUGACGUCAUUUCAACACAAUGUAUCUCGGAAAUUAAACAUUUCCGGACCCAUGUUUAUGAGAAAUUUUUUAUAUACAUAAGUUCU